UGGCAGCGGGAGCCACACGGCGCUGCUUUUACUUGCUUCGCACCGCUUCUGGCGCGCUCUCGGUUACGUGGCGGAGCCGCUCGUCGGGGGACAUUUAACCUGAAGACCGCGCGCGUUUCCACGAGAGCUUUGUUAUCUCGUGCUGUUGCUCUCGGUCGCUUGGAUAGGAGAGAUCGGACAGCUGCGGAUUCAGCCGGAGCUGAAGCUGCUGCUUUGAGUGGUUGUCGCUGGAUCCACGGAGAGCCAGAGGAGAGGUCCCGAGCUGGCGAGAGCGGCGACACGGGGACUGCGUGUCUGCGCUUUUUCUUUUUAAAAUCUCUGCGCUAGCAGGAACACUUUCUCUCUGAUUCUUUUAUUCUAACAGACACACACACACACACACAUAUAUAUAAUUCUUCUGUACUGCGUAGAUUGCGCAGGGCUGCCUCCUGUUUUGAACUGUUUCACUGCGAGUUGGAGAAACUGUUCGCUGCGCGGUGCGGAGUUGAGCCGUGGCUGAAACGGUGAUUUUGUGGCGUCUCUUGACUUAAAGUAGAUCCGAUCGAGGAAAUGAUCUGACUGCUAAAACCCCAAGUUGCUGCUUUAAAUGAAGAAGACGGCGUUUAAGCUCCAGGUACAGAAGAAUAGAGCUCCAUCUUUAAGGAAAUAAAAGUGGACUGUCAUUCACACAGGCACCACCAGCACACAUCAGAGCUUUUAAACCUGAUUCAAGAAGGACUUUCGGCCAAUUUUCAGUUCAUCGGAGUUCCACAGCAAUUAUGCCGCAGGUGGACAUGAUCCUCUUCCUCAUCCUCAUCAUUGGGAUGUGCGUGUACGGCCAGGACCCUGCUUCCAAGGUGGUUUCCGACCGCUACGCCGUCUUCUGGAACAGAACCAACCCCAAAUUCUACCGGGGUGACUACCACAUCGACGUCUGCAUCAAUGACUACCUUGAUAUCUACUGUCCGCACUACGUCGGCCCAGUUGCUGAUGAUCGAGCAGAGCGCUACGUCCUCUACAUGGUGAACUACGACGGCUACAGCUCAUGCGACCACAACUCCAAGGGCUUCAAACGUUGGGAGUGCAACAGGCCUCUGUCGCCAAAUGGACCGCUCAAGUUCUCAGAGAAAUUCCAGCUCUUUACGCCCUUCUCCUUAGGCUUUGAGUUCCGCCCUGGCAGAGAGUAUUAUUAUAUCUCCUCCAUCUCUGACGACAGAGGAAGAAGGAGCUGCCUUCGACUCAAAGUCUUCGUCAGGCCUCAGAACAAUUGUGUGAAAAACUCUGGGACCGUGGAAGAAGGAGUCAAUUUUGAUGAUAAUAGUCACAACUCCCUAGAACCUGGAGAUGGCGUCAGUCACGAGUCACCAGAGCCAGCAAGAAGGGAUGUGAACUCCGCUGGUCGGUGCCAGACUUCAGUUCUCCUGCUCAGCUCCACCCUCAUACUCCUGGCUGUCAUCUUGUCUUUAUAGCGGCGAGAUGUAGAAAUCAGGGAUGGACUGUCCUACCUGGAGCACAGGCCGCUCUACCCUGCAACCUCUCCCCUCAAGGAGCACUUUUAAAAGAAAAAAUGAAAUAAAUAAAAAAAAUUAAAACAAAUCACUGACAAUCUCUCGUUACAAAGAGAGAGGAAGGGACUUCGGUGCUGAAGCCUUUGAUGUUUUUUGACUUUGUAAAAUGCCAACUAGUUUGAUUUUUGACUUUCUGGCGAGUACCGAUGGUCGUGGCGCCCCCAGGUGAAAGCGUCUUUUACCUGUUCGCCUUGCUACCAUUUAAAGUAUGCAGAUAUUACACCUUUUUUUUUUUUUUUUGCAUUUAAAACAAG
This is a messenger RNA of Pelmatolapia mariae (spotted tilapia), 1801 nucleotides long. Its product is annotated as ephrin-A5b-like. Gene Ontology annotation, molecular function: ephrin receptor binding. NCBI's taxonomy places the organism in Eukaryota, Metazoa, Chordata, Actinopteri, Cichliformes, Cichlidae. The transcript is spliced from 5 exons. The record is from RefSeq and is a predicted model, not a curated record. Gene Ontology annotation, cellular component: external side of plasma membrane; plasma membrane. The coding region runs from base 759 to 1448 and encodes 229 amino acids. Gene Ontology annotation, biological process: regulation of cell-cell adhesion; axon guidance; ephrin receptor signaling pathway.